AUUAAAUGUUAUUUUGACUUAUUAUUGGGUAUUCUUAUACUAUUAAUUAUUAUUGUAUAAGAAUCCAUCAGUAAUAAUUCUCAAUUUGGUAAGAGCUUUCAACUUCAUUGUGCCUAAAUUGUUUUACAAUCUACUGUACAAGUAUAGUUUUCAUAGAUAGUGAAGGUAUCAAAAGAAGACUCAUGUGGGUAUUUAAAUAUUUGCUCUGUAAACUUCAACGUUUGUUCUCAAGAGUAUUUUCUGUUAUACUAAUUCAGUCAUCUGUUAUAGCAAUGAAGUGACACUUUACAUUUGUAAGAUUAUUAGUGGAUCCACAGGAAGUACAAUGUUCAAAGUACCAAUAAUUCUACAAAGACUUGUUCUAGUUUCCAGGUUGAUGCCAUAACCUUGAUAUAUUUGUUUCCGACGUUUCUUGAACAUUCCAGUUCACUUCUGUAGAAAAAAACUUCAGUAAAAGAAUGACCAGAGUGACCUGAGAUCUCAGUCUCAUAUCGUACCUCUACUGAAGAAAUCUGCAAAAGUGAUCUGGAAUGUUCAUAAAAAGUCAAAAAUAAAUCCAUGAAUGCAUCAAACUCGGAAGUCACACCAAGCGUUUCAUAUCACGGAAAUCUAAAAUAUUACACUUCACAAAGCAUCUGAAGUUUUAUAAAAUCCUUGCAUUAGACCUGCUUACAUGAGCCUGUUGGUCUUCCUUUUAAGAAUCACUAUUUCGCGAACAAAUGAGCUACUCAAGACUGCUCGCUCCAACAAUGUUGAACCAAUGCUUGAGUCUCGCGCUGUACGUCGUCUGCAACUUUAAUCUUAUCUUCCCCAAUGCCUUAUCGGUUACUGGUACCGCUUAAUCCCCCCGAUCAUUUGCUCAUGAAUGAUUCGCCUGCUCGCCUCAGUCAUGCGCCAAAACUGAAACGUCCAGCAAAACGCAUUGUCUGCGUUGUUCCCGCACUACUUUUUACAAUGAGAGAAAGGCGAACGGGCUUACAGUUGCCGUCACAAUAUCUAGAUAGAAUAGACUUGGGUAAGCCAUGGAGAUGAUGAUAGUGUUCGUUUACGACACUGCUAAGUGUUGUAAAGAGGAGGAUGACCCUGCCGAGGCAGUCAUGUAUUUUCAUCCGGCCUGGGUGUCCCUGACGCAGAGACUAGCCCUAGCAGGACAGCUGAUGGGUGUGUAUCACUUCUUGUCAACGUCGUUUUCUGCUCCACGAUCCAUCACAUUGCAAGGUGGGAAGUUUGUGUUGGUGAAGCUUGGCCAAUAUGUACUGGCCGUAGGAACAGACAGAAACAUACAAGACUGGAUACUUGAAAGACGCGCGGACAUACUGGAGUCGUUGUUAAAGUUUUUUCACUGUGAUCUCGUCAAGAUACUGGAUUCCUUCAACAAUGACCGCAAUAGAUUCACCGAAAAACUGUAUCAGAUGUUCGAGACUUACCUGCCAAUUUUGCAAUAUAGUGCCAAUUUAUUUUCGAACAUUCCCGUUAUCAAACUUCCAAAGAGUGCCAGUAACAUAUUUUUAGAAGCAAUCCAAAUGUUACAACACUUUCAACAGACAAACGGCGUUUUGGGUGGAGCAUUGUUCUACAAUAAUAAGAUAGUUGCUACACAGUUGGGCGCAGACUUAACAAAGCAGAUUGUCAUUACCGACCCUUACAGGAUAAAGGCUCCCGCGGAGAAGGUAUCCACACAGUUCCAUUUGCCAGUCGGUGUUCAGUUGCUGCAAGUGUACAUAGAACGGAAACAAUUUGAGAAACUGAUGCAAGAUGCGAACAACGAACGUUAUUAUCACUCAUAUCUCGACACAGCAAUGAAGAAAAUUCCACAGAGAAAGAACACGGUGCCACAAAAGGGAAGCAGCACCAAGGAGCCUCCCGUUAGCGGCGCAUCUUCCGGCAUGAAGCGAGACACGUCGCGGAUUUUCACGGUACUUGAAGAGGGCGAAGAGGGCGAACCGACGAAUUUCAACGACGAUACGGCGACGUUACAAUAUGUACCUUUAGUGCCCGCGACAAUUCAGGAUUCGUCGCCGCCGAUCAGACGUAAGCAACAGGAGACCAAGCAACAAGAACGCGCCAUCAAGGCCACAAUCCCCGCUACCGCUAGCUCGCUUACACCUAGUGUAUGCGCGACGCCAUUGAAAGACGUCAACCGUGUGCUGCACGACAUGGCCAUGCUCAUCUGCAGCGCACCAGAAGAAGUAGAGAACGGCGAAGAAAAGAAUGAGAGCGAUCGCGGUAAUGGAAACGAAUGUAAGACGUCGACGAGUUCAUCGAACAACCAUGACGAUGAUGACAUCCCGGACGUCGUCAAGGAAGCGCUCAGAUGCAAACGUCUGAACAAACUGAGGAACGCCACAUCGAAGGAAAGGUUGAUGAAGAGAAAGGAUCUCGACAGAAGGAGCGCCAGUUUACCAGAUCUGACGUCAGUUGACCCGUGCUCAGGCAGCUCUUCUAGGAUUUGCCUGCCGGAACUGAGCAAAACGUUAUCGAAAUUCGACCAGGUUUCUCCAGACUUCAAGUCAGACUCAUUUCACCGUAAAUCGCACACCAACGAAAGUGACAAGCGGCAUUCACGCACCAUCACCGAUCCUUGCUUUCCCGUGUUUCGGUAUGACGGUCUCCCAGUCUCACAGUCUUUGUACGAACAAUAUGUUACGGCCCGCUACGACUGCGAGUUACGCGACGAUGACGGCGAUAGCGGUGUCUACAUGCAUCGUAAAGAUAAGUUGUUUGAAGAGCAGUUAUGGGGAAAGUUGCCCAACGACUUGACGAAUGCGAAAUCAUCACUGACUGACGACGGUUCGACAACGACGGAUGCUGGCAAAGUAUGCACGCCCGAGGAUGGAUGCGCCUACGGCCUCAACAGAAAUCAACAGCAGCAACAGCAGCAAUCCCACAACAGCAACAGAAGAUCGAUGAGGUUGCCGCUGAAACCAAUAAAUCUGACGAACGAGGAAGAUCAUUGGGGAACGUGCAGUGGUUCGAAAUCGUGCAACUUGACGUAUCUGCGGAAGGAUGGAUUGGACGGUCUGCAACUUACCCCGUUGAUAUCGAAGCUCAGUGUGCUCGCUCACGAGCAACGUUGUUGGGGCCCUCGGGACAACAAUACACCGAGCGAGAGCCGUCCAGACCCGGCAUGUGCAACCUUUGCCGCAAUUGUGCCUGCCGCAAUUACACCUGCCACGAUGUGCAACCUAACAGAGCAGCAGCACCUUACGGAACAGCAGCAAUCCCAAAAGGAGGAGCAGCAACAAACGGAGCAACAGCAUCCGAUGGAGCAGCAGCUUCCGUUGGAGCAGCAACGUCAAAUAAAACAAGAGCAACACCUACUGGAACAACAGCAUGUAGUGAAACAGCAGCAGUUGACAGGCCAUCAACAUCACCUAAUACAGCAGUUAACUGGGCAGCAGCAUCUACUGGAACAACAUCAUCUGACGGAGCAACAACAACUGAUAGAACAGCCAUAUCUGAUGGGACAGCAGCCGCAGCAAAUGACGGAGCAAGAGUCCGAGAGGAUAACAAGUUGGAGCAACAAGGAGGAGAGCAACAACGACGACGAAACGAACCACGAACAUUUAACGGGCCACGUGGACGAAAGAAAUUCGUGCGCACAGUCCACGACUUUAAUUCAGACCGAACUGUUCGUUUGUGGCCUGCAGAACAUGGUACUGGUGCUGCUGAUGGAGAACGGUACUGCGAACAAUCCCGAACUAAUACACGCUCUCUGGCAAACCUGCGUGAGCACCCUAGGGAAGCUCGAAACACGGCUGCAACAAUGUUUGGAACCGCUCCCAUCUACAGACAACAAAGAACAGUACAGCAUUCUGAACGUGGACCCUCAGUGGGACACUAUUCAGAGAGCAGGUUUAUGGGGAAUCACCGAUCUAGAUAUCGUUUCCAGUCUCCACGACAGAUUCCUGCGUUCCCGUCGCCAAACGAAUGGUUCACAAUACUUAACGGAGUUAAUAAUCAGGAAAGAGGACUCAGUGAUUUACGGCAACCAGUGCGGGAGGAUGGAGGUGUACUACCAGCAAACAGUGUCGCCGAGCAGCUUCGGGUCACUGCCAACUCCAGCGGACCUAAUGGGAAUCGUAGCCCUCAAGGCAAAACGUAGACUGGAGAGAGAUCAUGGAAUUGUGCUGCUGUAAAUGGAAUUGCAUAUCACUUGUGUCGCAGUGAAUGGUAGCGUGCGCAGCCGAGAAUUCGUGUUAUUUUUAACCCUCGUGUGAUCGCAAAAGUGAGAUAUGCUAUUUGCACGCUUAACGCUAAGUUUGCUUAAUUUGCAAAGAAUGUAAAUAUGAAAAUUUUCGCCGACAAUGUGUAUUUCGCUGCUUUGAAUAAGCUAUAAUAAUAAUAAUAUGUCUGUAUAUUUCUCAAUGUAAUUUACGACCGGAAAUUUGAGCAUACAAUUUUUCGAGAAUUUAAUUUGAAAAUAUAAUUAUUUUAAAGUGUGACUAUCAUAACAAUAUGAUGCGCGUUGUAAUUAUACGAUAUAUAGAAUAUAAGACGGGAAUUAAGAUCUUAUAAUAUCCAGUAAUGGUGUUCUUUUUUUAUCACUAAUGUCUAUUUUUUCAUAAAUAUCGAUUAAACUUUAGUCUAAAUUUAAAUUAGGAGUUUGAAUAGAGUUUAAACUUAGACUCUCUUUCUCCCUCUCUCUCUCUCUCUCUCUCUAAAGUUUAAUCGAAUUGUUUUUUUAGUAGAAACGAGCGUAAAUAAUCCAUUUUUUCGAAGCAGCUGACGAGAGAAAAUUCAAUAUAAUCACACGAGGGUUAAUUAUUCCUUUAUUCGUUAUAACGCACGUUACGUUAUGUUCCCGGCUAGGGCGCCAUUUUGUACAUAUUUUUCCACGCUUGCAGAUUUAAGUGCAGGUUAAAUGCAUUAAUUAACGCAAAUUGCCGCAUAUACAUUGUGAAUACAUUGUGAACGGGAAAAUUCGUUCGACCGCGUCGAGAUGAUUUUAUGACAGUAAAAAGGAUACGGCUGACAGAAGCGUUUUUCUACAUAUGUAUUUUUGUAAACACAGGAUAAUUCGCAGGAAAUUGGUUACGGUCGCGAACAAGAGCUUUUAUAUGUCGCCGAAGUCCCGGACGGCACGGUAUACUCUAUGAAAAAUUUUAUGUAAGCGCGGCAAGUAUAUACUCGUGCUUUCUGGGAUGUAUAACUUAAUGACGUGUUUUUAUGAUGCUAUGGAUCGAGAAAUUUUCUAUGAUAUAGCUGAUCUUCGACAUCUCAAGUCAAUGCGUUUCCUCAUAUAUAUACAUAUAUAUUUCCGCCGUCUUAAUCACGUAGAUAUUACAACUUACACUACUUUAUAUCGCGCAAGAUGUCCCAGAAUUGAAACAGAAAGCGGGCACAUGCAUAGCCUUACUCUUCCUGAAAUUCUAACGCCACAAAAUCUUCGACGUUUCACUCGCCAUUGGAAAUGUCGAGGCGCCGACAAUUCUCAUAAUAUUAUGAAUCGAGAACGAAGCGUUUUGGAAGCGUUAUUCGUGAUUUGAUUUCAUUAAACAGAUCCUAUCUGAGAAAUUCGGUUAACAGAAUAUUGAACAUUGUCAUUUCAGAGAACUAUGAAGACACGGAACGUUUUGAGUGUCGAAAGAUCGAAGAAUUGCAGGAAACAGUGGCAUUCUCGUCGGGAAAAAAGAAAAAAGAACGAAAGUGAUAUCGAAUCAUGCGAGAGUUGCGAAUCAUAUUUAGUUAUCCAUUGUCCGCUGCAAUUCUCGGACAUCUUGUAAAUAGUAGAUUAUUCUUUGUACAUACGUGUGUGUGCAUAUAACGAAUCAACUUAUAAUUUAUUGUUUGUGUUUGAAUCGAACAAGCGCUUUUAGGCUGUUGCGGUUUUAUUAAAGCAAUGCUAGCAAUUGAACGAGAGAAUCGAAUGUAUAGAAUUCGAAAAAUCCUCGAAAGACAAGCGAACUGUGCGCGAUUUUCGCUGUAAAAAUAAGACGAAAUAGUAGUAAGGUUUUUUUCUUAUACGAACCGAGACAGCAAAAAUUUCUGAAAGAUACCUUGAAAUGUCCAAAAGAUAUACCAUUUGUUUAGACGUCUUUCAAAAGUCUUUUACAAAUUUGCGCUGUCUGGGAAGUUUUGUUUCCGUGAAAAAAUUAAUCUUGAAAAUCUUUUCCAUCAACUCGGAUAAUACGACAUUACGUUGUCGUUGCGUCAAAUUGAUACCGAAUCAUCUCGACUCACUUUCGUACGAGAAGAAUUCUCUCGUUCUAUGCUUGCGGGUAGAAUUAUCGCUUCAUAGCCCGAUAUAUUCGCGUGAGAAUCAGUAUUCCAAUAUCCGCGAACGCGCUACGUCCAGUAUUUCUAGUCGUCCGAAUUGCUUUUGUAGAAGCAGAAAAGAAACGAACCAUCGAUAAUAAUAUCGUAGGACACGAUGAUCAUACUGUCUGUCUGUUGUCAAUUUCUAUGUAAAAAUUUAGCUAAUCGUUGAGUCGCGGUUUGUACUCGGCGCUACUUAAAUCCGUUCUCCGCCGUCGCGAUAAAUCUUUAAAUGAAAAUGUCGACGAGCUCGCGCAAAAGUCACUCGCGCGAGACGAGUUUUGUCAUUUUUUUUCUUUUUCCCCAUUUUUAUCACAGCAACGACGAUAUGCGAACUGCAACCGCUUAUGUAAAUACACAUAUAUUGCACGGAUGGGGGAGGGGGGGCUUUCUGGCGAGCGAAGCCGAAUCGCGAGACGUCACCGCGCAUUCCGCUAGGAUGAUCUUUUUUGCAUUUUGCGUUCCAUAGAUCUUUCUGGAUUUUCGUUCGAGAGACGAAGUGUAAUAAAGCGAUUCGUUGCUUUUCGAGUA
This is a messenger RNA of Odontomachus brunneus, 6789 nucleotides long. RefSeq lists its product as uncharacterized. NCBI's taxonomy places the organism in Eukaryota, Metazoa, Arthropoda, Insecta, Hymenoptera, Formicidae. The record is from RefSeq and is a predicted model, not a curated record. The coding region runs from base 1023 to 4139 and encodes 1038 amino acids. The transcript has 12 exons. Gene Ontology annotation, biological process: vesicle-mediated transport.